ACACUCACAACCUCAUCACCGCCAGCAUUCUGUCAGGUAUCCCUCCUCUCAGCGGGCACUAACCCCAGGCACACACAGACAGUGGAGGUGGUCUGUCUGCCUGUCUGUGAGUCUGUCUAUCUGUCUGUCUGUCUGUCUGUCUGUGAGUGCAUAACAACACGGACCAAUGUGACUUUUAGAAACUUUUUCCAAGUCAGCAUGCCUCCUAUUCAGGAGUAGGUGGGUGUGAUGCCACCAUGGAGACACGGAACAAUAACCAGCCCACGUUAGACAACAGCUUCUACAAAAUACCCAAUCAGGAGGACCAGAACAAUGGGCCCAGCUAUAAGUUCUGCUGCACGCUGGCCAACUUCCGGAUUGAGAAGAAGAUCGGUCGGGGGCAGUUCAGCGAAGUGUACAAAGCCACGUACCUGCUGGAGGGACAGCUGGUCGCACUCAAGAAAGUCCAGAUCUUUGCGAUGAUGGAUGCCAAGGCUGGCCAGGACUGCAUCAAGGAGAUUGAUCUACUGAAGCAGCUGAAUCACCCCAAUGUGAUCAAAUACCUGGACUCUUUCAUUGAAGACAAUGAGCUCAAUAUUGUCCUGGAGCUGGCCGAUGCUGGAGAUCUGUCCCAGAUGAUAAAGUACUUCAAGAAGAAGAGGCGCCUCAUCCCAGAGAGGACUAUCUGGAAGUACUUCGUGCAGCUCUGCAGCGCCCUGGAGCACAUGCAUUCACGCAGAGUAAUGCACCGUGAUAUAAAGCCAGCCAACGUGUUCAUCACAGCCACAGGCGAGGUGAAGCUAGGCGACCUGGGGUUAGGACGCUUCUUCAGCUCCAAAACCACGGCGGCGCACUCCUUAGUGGGGACUCCUUACUACAUGUCCCCGGAGAGGAUCCACGAGAACGGAUACAACUUUAAGUCGGAUAUCUGGUCUCUGGGAUGUCUUCUGUAUGAGAUGGCAGCGCUGCAGAGUCCGUUUUAUGGGGACAAGAUGAACCUGCUCUCCCUCUGCCAGAAGAUCGAGAAGUGCGAUUACCCCCCGCUCCCUCCGGACCAUCACUCUGAGAAGCUGCGGGAGCUGGUCAGCAUGUGCAUCAACCAAGACCCAGACCAGCGGCCGGACAUCGUCUUUGUGCUGCAGAUCGCCAAACAGAUGCACCUGUGGACCUCCAGCACCUGAGCCCCCCCGCUGAGGAGCUCAGUGCUCAACCUCGCGUCCACAGGAGGACGAUGGAAGCUCCGCCCCCUCUCCUGUCCUGUCAUGGAGGAUGUGAAGAGCCCAGGAGUGGUGCAGCAAUUAGACUUUCUGAAAUGCAAAGGAGACUUUUCUGCAGCUCGGGAUGAAGAGCUGUCUCACUCCAGCGGGGUGCAUUCCAUACAGACUGGGACUUUGAGUGUCCGUCGUUGUAAUCUGUUUUAUUUUGUCAAUUUAAGUACAUUCUGUAGGAGUCAGAUUAACAAACUGUGUAUUAGCAAUUACUGAUUUGUCUUCUUUGAUAGUUUACAUACAGCGUGUAUCUCCUGUAGAGAGCCCAGUGUGACUGCUUCAUUAUUACAUCACUUCUCUGGGACCCAGUCUCACUAUUCUGUUACGUUUUUGAGACUCUGUCCCUAAAAACAAUUAAUAAAUGAUCUGGAAUUAAGGAGAACCUGCCAGCCUUUACAGUCCGUCCUUCUGCUGUGUGUCAAGUCUUGAGAAACUGGCUUUGCAGACUGCAUCUUUCUGAGCUAUACAAAGAUUCUAUUUAGGUGCAUUCUGGGAAAUGUAGUUCCUCUGGUAAGGCGGGCUCUGCUGCCUCAGCUUUGACACCCCUCUGUGGGAACUUGUAAUGUUUUGUAUGAUGCCGACAUACUUUCCCCGUUAACCGUUCAAAGUGGAUUUUAAAUUAACUUUAAUUAUCUAUAUUUUGUUUUGAGUUAAGGACUUAAAUAAUCUUAGGAAGUGCUGAACAAGUGUUUUUGUGUGAAUGCAGACCAUAGUUACUGUGAAUCUGUAGGAAUGUGAUGCUGUGAUGCCAUUUUGAGGUAAUAUGCUAAACAAUGUCUAUAUUUACUGAACAGUGCCUUAUCACACACAGUACCUGUGCCAAUAUAAUAAACAUAUUGCAUACAGA
Messenger RNA from Eleginops maclovinus (Patagonian blennie), 2094 nucleotides. RefSeq names its product NIMA-related kinase 6 (gene nek6). Lineage: Eukaryota; Metazoa; Chordata; Actinopteri; Perciformes; Eleginopidae. Gene Ontology annotation, cellular component: cytosol. The transcript has 10 exons. Gene Ontology annotation, biological process: peptidyl-serine phosphorylation; regulation of mitotic metaphase/anaphase transition; positive regulation of canonical NF-kappaB signal transduction. The record is from RefSeq and is a predicted model, not a curated record. Gene Ontology annotation, molecular function: protein serine/threonine kinase activity; ATP binding. The coding region runs from base 237 to 1160 and encodes 307 amino acids.